Diaporthe batatas is the source of this 1653-nucleotide messenger RNA. RefSeq lists its product as uncharacterized. Bases 821 to 1573 code for a protein of 250 amino acids. NCBI's taxonomy places the organism in Eukaryota, Fungi, Ascomycota, Sordariomycetes, Diaporthales, Diaporthaceae. The record is from RefSeq and is a predicted model, not a curated record. The transcript has a single exon.
CCGACAUGCUGCCCUCGACAACUGGCCUGCUCUGCCAGUCUGCCUGGCUGCAUAGCACAUGGCCGCUGUGCUACGGCGGCAAAGAAGGCCAAGCUUCUGACCAAGUCUUGGCCCUCGGAAGCGGACGAUACACGAGAUCUGCCGUGGAGCCUGGAACUUACACCCCUUGCCCGGCUUCCGAUUCCUCAUCACGGGGCGCAGCAGCAGCAGCACAUGUCUGCGCUUCUCAUCAGACGCCCGCCACUCGACAUCAAACGAACUAGCGUCACACUUUACCCUGCCUGACAGCUCCAUCGUCCAGUCACACUGCCCUCGUCCGGUUCGAGCCUCGACUCAUCAGACCGGAUGCUCACUUUGUCGAGAUGGCUGCCUUCGCCAUGGCCUCGCCCGCUCCCAGGUUGGGCCUUUUUCACACGUUCACCUAUUCAGCCGGGCCAGAUCAGACGAGGCCAUCAAUGGAUGAGAUGUGUAUAUAACCUCUUCUUAGUCCAGCUCUCAACUUCUUGGCGACGAACUACACACUCACUCACACAACCACACAACAACAUCUCUCGCAUCUCGCACCUGCACAGACCUCUCCUUGCCCUUCUUCCACUCCUUACUACUACCACCUUCAACCCGGAUCUGCGACCAGGAGUCUGCGAAUCCGUUUCAACACUUGGCAUUGACUGCUUAACAAAACCCUUACUCGAGUCCUCGUUUCCAGUUUCGUUUUCACAAGCUCACAGGCCACCCCUUGCCUUGUAAUACUUACUUUAUUACCAUAAUCGUCGAUUAACCCGAACCAACCCACACACCCCCAAACAACAUCAUCGCCAACAUGGUCGCCCUCAAAGCCACAGCAGCACUCACCCUCCUCUUCGCCCUGCAGGGCGCCGUCGCCUUGAGCACCCCCUCCUCCCGCACCGCAAAGCACGAGCAGCGCCAGGCCGCCCAGAAGCCCCCCGUCCUCCAGGCCCAGCCGAGCCAGCUCCCGGACCCGACCCUCGCCGCCGGCAAGGGCAACGGCAAGAACGCCCAGUUCAUCACGGGCGAGUGCGUCAGCUCCGCCGACUGCGGCGCCAGCCAGGCGGACCUGUCAAAGGUGUGCUGCGCCUCGGUCAAGAACCAGGCCGGCGCCACCGUCGGCGUCUGCUCCGGGUCCGCGGUCGGCGACGCCGCGCCCAAGCUCGGGUGCGGCUUUGGCGACGGCAAGGUGAACUCGGCCGCGGGCGCUGGUGCUGCUGCUCCUGCUGCUGGCAGUGGCAGUGGCAGUGGUGGUGCUGGUGCUGCCUCGGGCGGUGCGGCAUCGAACAACGCCGCCUCGGGUGCCCAGGGUGGUAACGCAGGCGGGUCGGCAGCAGCACCGGCUGCUGGUGGGCAGUGCCCCCCGACCAGCACCAACGACAGCCUCGGGCCCGGCAACGUCGGCGUCGCGGGCAAGCAGUUCGUCACGGGCCAGUGCACGAGCGACGCCAACUGCGCGUCCAACUGCUGCGUGCUCGGCGGCGGCAGCGACAAGUCCAUCGCCGUCUGCCGCAACGAGCCCGCGCUCAAGCCCACUGAGAAGUGCGGCUUCACCUGUACCGCCUGAGCGGAGCAAGGCAAAGCAGGCUGAGAAUGCUUGCUUGCUUGCUGGGGAUCGACGUGGUUUCUUUUGGGGGACGGAUACAC